AUGUUAUUCUGUGGUCCCAUCUAUACUGAAAGUUCUGAAACUGCGAAUCAGUCGUUUUUCGGAAAUCGGCUUCGUGGAAAUGCAUCUGGAAUCGUCUACGCUAUUUCGAGACUAUCGAUAAUCAAAUACAAAGUGCAGACUACAACAACCCACACUACUUCAGGAUUGUCAAAUAAUAACCCCUUGUCUGGUUACGUUAAGCUUCAACAAGAGGACUCUUACGAGCAAGACGAUUAUUUGUUCGAUACUGCACGAUCCAUUUAUGAUCGUAAUACCGACUUCAUACUUACUAGACCACGUUAUCAAAGACGUGCCUUAUCUGAAACAAGACAACCUCUGAACAAGUCACUUCUUCCAAACUCUAUAAUGGAAAACUCUCAAAGUAACGAGCCUGAGAUUAGAAGGCACAGUGAAGAACUUCCUGAUGACAGUUCCAGUAGUCGUCGCAGUAGUGCUUGGUCUCAACUUUCAAAAAAAUUUAAAUUAAAAGGGUCUCCUAAGGGUUUACAUAAUAAGGAAUUAGAGCUUUAUAAAUCUGUUUUCAGGGAAAUUAAUUUAGAAAAUAUGCAGCCUAGCUCUUCUCCGUUGACAACAAAUCAUGGUCCGCCUCUUACACCUGAAUUAUUCAACGAGAUCGUGAAUUUUGUAAAAGCUGCUAUACAUUCUGGUGUCCAACCAACCAGAAUUAGGCAAGGUUCUUCUGGUUCUUAUUUCUGUCGUAAUAUAGAUGACAAAAUUGUUGGCGUUUUUAAACCGAAAAACGAAGAACCUUAUGGUCGUCUUAAUCCUAAAUGGACAAAAUGGAUCCAUAGAAAUUUGUUUCCUUGCUUUUUUGGAAGAAGUUGCUUAAUUCCAAAUCUUGGGUACAUUUCGGAAGCUGCUGCUUCUCUUCUUGAUCGUCGUUUAAACUUGAAUAUUGUUCCUGUCACUGAAGUCAUCUGGCUAUCUUCUCCUUCUUUUCAUUAUGAUUAUCUGGACCGUCGUGCUGCUCGUUCAACUAAAAAUCCGAAGCCUUUACCCGAAAAAAUUGGUAGCUUCCAAAUAUUUUUGGAGGGUUUCAAAGACGCCAACAUAUUUUUGAAGGAACAUCCAUGGCCAGAAAGUCAAUUUUAUGCGAAUAAUGUAAUGGGUAAUGAACGCCAUGGUAAAUCUUUAAAUUCAUUUAUGUGUGGAAAAUCUAGUACGAUAGAUGAUGACAAUGAUCUAUACGAAUCUUCUCCACAUGGUAAGCGUUUUUCUUGGACUCCGGAAUUACAACUUCAAUUUAGAGAGCAAUUUGAAAAAUUAGUCAUUUUGGAUUAUUUAAUGAGAAAUACUGAUCGAGGUUUGGAUAAUUGGAUGAUCAAGUAUUGCGAAAAAGAUGAAAAUGAUUGUCCAAUAAUUACCCCUCCAAAGUCAAAAGUCAUGAAAACACCAGAUGUAUUGUCGAAAAAUUCUGCAAAUUCAUCUAAUACUUUAAAAGGUCCUGAAUCAGCAACAAUGUUACCUUCAGUAAAAUCCAAUAAUGAUGCUCUACAACUUUCCUCAAAUGGUAUUCAGCAUCCUCUCUCAGAUGAUUCGCUUAGCCCUGAUCCGUCAGUAUUACCUUCUAAGUCAACAACAACCGAGCCUUCUUCGAAUAAUGCUGACAAAGUUGAUACAGAAACUUCGCAAUCACUUAAUGUAUCAUAUCCACAUAUUCAUGUUGCUGCUAUCGAUAAUGGAUUAGCAUUCCCUUUUAAACACCCUGAUCAAUGGCGAUCAUAUCCGUACGGAUGGUUGUCCCUUCCUGAUGAUCUCAUAGGACGACCUUUCACUGCUAAUACAAGAAAUCAUUUUCUUCCGUUGCUUACAAAUCCAAGUUGGUGGAAAAAAACUGUAUCUGAGUUAAGAAGUUAUUUUCGUAGAGAUACGGACUUUGAUAACGGUAUGUUUGCAAAACAGAUUGCUGUUUUGAAAGGUCAAGGUUGGAAUAUUGUAGAAACUCUUGCUCAAACCGAUCAAAGUAUUAGAGACCUUUGUGCACGACGUAAUGUUGUGGUUUGGGAUGAGUUGGAAAUUAUUGAAAUUCCUGGAGAUCCUUAUGCUGAAAGAAAUCGCAAUAGCAGUGGAGCUGACGUUGCUAAUAGAGGUCAUGGUGAAUCUAAUAGGGUUCCAUCACCAGUAGAUGAGGAAGGGGAAGUGGGUCACGAUUCUUCAGGAAUUGAUGGUCUACCUAUAACGCCAAGAAGAAGCUUAGAAGAGAGUUCCUCCGCACGACAGUCUUUGUCUACAAGUGCACCUGCUUCCUCAUAUCACUCAAACAUUUCUACUACUGCCAAGCACAAAUGGAAUGAUACAAUCAACCGCGUUAAAGAAAAACUUAAUAUCGAUAAUGUCGGUAAAAAGAAUAGGGCUUCAAUGGAAGUUAAAAAAACUAAACAAGUUCUUGUCGAAAGAUUGGAAAUCGCGAGCGGGAAUACCCCAUUUUUUACUUGGUGUUGA
Molecule: messenger RNA, 2463 nt
Organism: Dentiscutata erythropus
Lineage: Eukaryota; Fungi; Glomeromycota; Glomeromycetes; Diversisporales; Gigasporaceae
Source: the annotation of a GenBank genome assembly